ACCAAGUAUUGUCGCUCUAGUUGGACGAGAAUGUUUCAGAGACAAUUUCUGCUUAAACUCGUGGAAAACAUCGUUGGUAAGCCUUGAGAAGCGGAUAUUAAAUGACUUUUGAUGCGCCCCAGACUCGCGUCCUCGCCAGGUGGACUGUGAAGAGACAGAAGAGGAAUGUUUAUCCGAAAAUUAUUGCCGCUGAAUUUGGGUUUUUUGACAUUUUUGUUUAGUCACUGCUUUCUCUCAUUGUUUCUGCCGUUAUUGCAGUUUGCAAGAGGGGAGCUCCAGAAAUCAUGCUCCCGAACCACAGUGGCACCGCUGGAAGGGAGCUGCCAGCUGCCAUGCCAGUGUAGGCCAUACCCACCGUUACCACCUCCACCCCCUCCUCCACCGCCCCCGAGGCUCUUGGCUCCAACUGUGGCUCCCUCCACUGUAUCUCCCAUGACACCAUGGAGGAGAGAAAUGGAGAUCUUAGUACUGGGGACUGUAAUCUGUGCAUCUGUGGUCUUCCUCCUCCUGACUGCCAUCAUCUGCUACAAGGCCAUCAAGAGGAAACCCCUUCGAAAAGAAGAGAACGGCACGAGCCGAGGGGAGUAUGCCAUGAGCUCACGCUGUAAACAGCAGGUAGUGGAAACCAACAACACUGGAGUAUAGAGGCCAACAUGCAGCAAGGCAAGCUACCCUACAGCACCACCGGCUCUCUGUUUGGGUUCACGAGAUGGACGCAAGGUAUAUACGAAUUUAGAAACUGUAAACUGCACGGCUGCCCUCCUUGGGACAUUAAAUGGUGUUUAGAGAAAAGAAUCAAAGCAAAUAAGUGACGUGUAUAGGCAAGCAUAUGUAGGAUUUGAGGAGACGACACUUAGCGAUGCAGGCAGCUGCACGAGUUUCACAAGACUCAACCUGGUGGCCCUCAGGGGCCCCUUUGAGUAUAAUAUACAACACCAACAACAAAAUAGACGCAUGCACUUUCUGUUGAAUGCAAUGAUGUUUUGAAAUUCCUGUCUUCUCUUGUCUUUAACUCGGUCUCUGCAGUGUUCCUCAUUAAACAUUAAGGGUUCUCUCGUCUCAUGUAGAUUGUGUGAGUGUUAAAUAACCACAUCAACCCCUUAUGUUUUGAUACGGAUUCCAAGUGGAUUGGUUGAUUCUUCAUUUUGUGUACCAAAUAUACAGUAGAGAACGAGAAGUGCUUUUCUGAAAAGCACCCAUAGAUUUCUUGCAGUUUGUGUUACUAUGCAAUUGGAAAGAAUUGAGUUCUUGAGGUGCAUGCUGAUUAUACAAAAACACAAUGCUAGCAUUUGCUUUGCUAAUAUUUAGAUGAUUGUAGAUGAGUUCCUUUUAUUGAUAUGGUGUAGAUUUUAAAGAUGCUAAAUGUGGCUUAUUGGGAAAGAGCUCCAGUUAUAAGUACAUGAAGAAAGAACAACGGAUAAUGGAUGAGUUUUAAGAAAAAGUUCAUUUUAAAAUGAGAAUUAUGUUGUUAGAGCUGAUAAAUAGCUUCUUUUAAAUUUGUAUUAUUAAGACAUUAAUCUGUAUUAUUUUGUUAAAAAUAAAUCAAUAAAAAAUGAAUCUGUUUUGUCUUAACAAUUUGAGUUAGCUGACCCUUGAAAAGAGCAAAGAUUAAAAUCACUGUCUUUCUCAUUUCAAUAUACUUUAAAAACUCUUCAUCUUUGAAACACGGAUUAUCAUCAUUUUAAUGAAACCUAAGAGGUUUCUGUCCCCUCAAUGAACGUCUUCUUAACCAUACCUGUAAAGAUCCAAAACGCAAUAACAAUGUAUUUGAUAAUACAGUAUAGACCAUUUCAAUGUGGUGAUGUCAUUGCCCUAUAAACAUUUCCUGCUUGUUGUCAAACUAUUUCUUUACCGUAACGAUGCAAUUUGAUCAUAUCUUAAAACAGCCUUUAUUAAUCAGUAUAUGGACCAUAUGGACCUUUUUGGAUUCUUGGAAGAUAUAGAAAUUAAAAGUGCAAUACAAGAAAUACGUUAGGACCAUUGAUAUGGUUUACACCUCUCAAAAUGGUCUAUAUAUUAUCAUUUGUAGGUUACAGUAGUGGCGGUUGUUAGCUAAACAUAAUGUGGCAGAGAAUAUCAUUGAACAUUUGAGAUUAUUGAAGAAUUACUAAACAUAACAGUUUGGCUCUUCAAACCCAUUUUAGAUUUAACUGAAAAUUAGGCUUUGACUGAAAAUGUUAAUUUGCCAGUAUUUUGGUGCACCUUUGACUGCUGGAUAUAAUAAACAAAUUUAGUUUGAUCUUUACAUGUUUCCUGAAGCAUUUUAUCAUUUAGUUUUUUUUUUUUUUUUUUUUUUUUGAAGAUAACUAAAGUCAAAUAUUAAGUGAAAUAUUUCAUUAAUUUAUUUUCCCCAUAAAGCUGCUCUGUUCCUCUUGAAGUUCAGACUGCAUGAUUUUAGCCCCGAUUUUGACUCAGAAAUCGAGAAAUCGGUGCUCGUUCACAUGAGUAGUUACAGUAUGUAUGUUAACAGAUAGGUCGCUGAUACCUGUCAGAUAUUUGGCAUGCUAAACAUCUGGAGCUGUCGGUGAUUUAAAUCAUGCUGUGUGGAAUGUAUUAACAUUCAUGUGUGAAAAUAACAUUGGCAAUCACCUACAACUAACAAGAGAGCAGCAUCCACUAGUAUAGGUAUCUGCUGGCCAGCUGAGGAUGGGGUAGAAGUUAAAAGCGCUCAUUUUCAGUUUAUUUGGACCCAAAAAAGGGAGGAAAAACUAGUGAAAAUUUGGCAGCAGCACUCAUUUCUGUUUGACAUGUCUGAGCAAUACCACAACUGAGUCAAAAAAAUAAAUAAAUAAAAAUAAAAAGAUGGAGAGAAACUGCUAAUUCCCAUUCAAAGCCUUAUUUGAUUAUUGAUUAUACAGAUUAUUUGAGAAUAAAUGCUAAAUAUAGACUGAGAAUAAGGUUAAAAUGUUUGGUCAUGAUAAUUGGACAAUUUCAAACUAUUAUAAUAAUCUAGAAGUUUGACAUUCAGUGUUACAUAAGGUAAUAAACUUUUAUGCCAAUAUUCAAUUUAUUACGAGAGAAAAAAACGGGAAAGCAAAUUAGAAAUGAUUGAAAAUUAAAAUGAUUUUAAAUUAAAAAAAAGUGUGCCUAUAUAUGAGUGUGCACACACAAACACAUAAAUAUAUACAUAUAAAUCUUUACAUCAGUCAAUAGAAAUCAGUCACUUUUUUAAAAUCGUACAUUUUCAUACGACUGAACUCGUACGAAUUAGCCACUAAACUAUAAAAACGUAAAAUACUUACGUUUAUUCGUGAGAUCAGGCUGGGUGUUUAGUUAAUUUUCGAUUAAUAUAUCUUAAAUUCAUUUUUUUUGCAGACAAGAGCUUGUAUUUAGAAAUCAGUGAUGCAAUCAAUGUUCCUGCAUAGUAACACGGAACUAUGAACCAUAAUAAACAAGUGAGCAAUGAUGAUUACAUCAUUUACAGGCCUGUGUAAACAGAAAUCCCACUUCAUGUCCCACUAAAACAUUCCCACAAUCUACUGUACAGUCUUUCACCCGUCCAACAAGAUACAUGUACUGAAGAUAUAUGUGUAUUAUAUUGUACAAAAGGUACUCAGAAUUGUAUUGCAUGAAUGUACAUAUCAAUAUUUGCCUUCUUGACAGUUUAUUGUGUGUACAGAGUAAGAGCAAAUGUUUAUAGGGAUAAGUAUAAGUCGAUGUGUCGUCAGAACAGAAUAAGUUAUUGUUUGUCUGGAACAAGCCAUUAAUGUAUAUUUGAGUAAUCAGAGGUUGUUGCACAAUGUAUGCAUCACAUACCAAAAUGUAAAACAAUUAUAUAUAUAUAUAUUGUGCAUUGAACUAAUUUAACUGCAACUUGCUGACUUUUUUUAGUUUUAAAUAAAAUUGUACUACUGAA
Danio rerio (zebrafish) is the source of this 3856-nucleotide messenger RNA. Lineage: Eukaryota; Metazoa; Chordata; Actinopteri; Cypriniformes; Danionidae. The record is from RefSeq and is a predicted model, not a curated record.